Molecule: messenger RNA, 2595 nt
Organism: Colletotrichum higginsianum IMI 349063
Lineage: Eukaryota; Fungi; Ascomycota; Sordariomycetes; Glomerellales; Glomerellaceae
Product: Ulp1 protease family protein
Exons: 1
Coding region: 1-2595 (864 amino acids)
Biological process (GO): proteolysis
Molecular function (GO): cysteine-type peptidase activity
Source: RefSeq, a predicted model, not a curated record
AUGCGCGCCGUGGGAGCCACACUCGAGUCGUUCAAUCGUCUUGGCAAUUCUUCUCGUGACCGGGCGGCCCGCAUCUUGAUCCUAUGGAACCUUCUACGCGUUGACUUCGAAAAUGCUGUUGCGGAAGCAGCUAACAAUGGCAACAAUAACAAAACGACCGAUAACGAGGCCAUUGACGACGUUUGCAUCUUACAAAACUCCUUCACGACUUUCGCCUUGAAGUAUACCGAGCGCGCCAUGCUCACCGUCGCCCUCGACCUUGAACUCGCCGACGAACUCACCCGCCUCAAUGAAAACAAUCCCUCUGAGACCCUUCACCGUCUUUCGGCCAACCUCAAGCGCUGGUCUCUUUCCCAGAGUGUCUUCGUCUUUCUUUUCGGUAUCGAGGUCGCACAAAGCCGUGUCGCCCAGGAAGCCCUCAAGGCCCUCCACAAACACUCUCCAUAUUGCGACAUCACUAAGCUCUUCAGCGCCUUUGAGGCAGUCUCCGACGUCAAAACAGUUCGCGGCAAAGCCAAUACGAAGCAUAGAAAGCCUGUUGACCGCUUCAAAGAGGCAAUUGGGACUCGUGAGUCCCGCCGCACCCUCCUUCGCUUUGUAUUCCCACCUCCCCGCCUGGUCAAGCCACGUAUGCUGACUCGGUUUCAAUGUGUUCAACGCCUAGUCUGCUCUACCGCCUGGCCCAAUAAGACCACGGAUGCAAACAAGAAAUCUGCCAAAGCCACCAACAGUUGCAAAGUCGCCAACGAGACUCUUGCCGACGACAAUGUUGAUGGUGAUAACGACGACGAUAACUCCGACUACCAGUUGGUCGACGAUCUUCCUUCUCACAGUGGCGUCGACGACUCCAGUGAUGAGGGGGACACGAGCAGCCCGAUGCAUUUUCCCGGCCCCACUCACAAUACCGACCUGGCUGUGUCUCCUUCAAGCACACGUGAAUCUCCAGGCCUGUUGACCAUCUCGAAGGGGUCUACAAGCUUGGAACGAGAACCAAACACGCCAAAUCCCGUCCGGAAUGCACCAUCUUCCACUCCGUCUAUGGCUACCCAUGACCGUUCUGCCGCAGGUGAUCUUCAAAGGCUCGGCCCUAUCGACAAGCAAAACGUCAAUGACCGCAAGCGCCGCUGCUCAACACAUUUGGAUACCCGACCUGGCCACAAACGCCCCUGUCUCUUGACGUGUCAUCCUCUUGACUCCAACGAUAGGCUUACUUCUACCAAACCACUUACACUGGACGAAGCACCAACGCCAGAGCAUCCCCGGUCGCAGCAGCUUCCGCAACAGGUCUCCCUGGACGAUUCGUCUUUUGAGCAAACGUCUGACAUCCAGUCGCCAAAGGACGCCAGUCUUGUCAAACCCGUGAACGAACUCCCGCCUGUCCCAACGGAUUGCCGAGUGUUGCUGUUUUCAUCCUCCGACUGGUCCUGCAAUUCGCUGCGCCUCGACCAGAGCCUCAUUACACCACAAAGAGCAACCAAUGUUGACGGAAUGGAGACCCAGACUCGGACCGCGUCGUUUAUCGACAGCGCGGCGUGGACCUCAGGCGACUGCCUAAUGAAAUGUCUUGCCAUGAUCACGAGCUCGUCAGAACUGCAGCCUGGGCGGCCGGGUUGGCUGCUGGUAGACUCAUCCGUUACUGAGGACGGCAGCAAGGCGAACAAACAACUCUUCCGGCUCAUAGCGCGGUCUAGUACCAAUCUCAUUUUGCCCCUGUUUUUGAACAAAAACCAUUGGGCACUUGGAAUUAUGCGACGCGAUAGGCCUGUAUCGAUUGAGGUCGACUUUUACGACUCGUUGAGCAUGAAAGCACAUGAUGAGGCUGCCAGAGAGCAGCUUGAUGGAUUCUGCUGUAAGUACCUAUCCGGAUCCACACGCCUCUCCGGCUACGUCGCCAGUAUCCCCUGCGCCCAGCAGAGCAACGGUAACGACUGCGGUGUCUAUGUUAUCGCAUUUGCGGCAUACGUCGUUACGCAGUGCACUGUCAUAUCUAUCGACCCAAGGCUUUGGCGUUUCAUCGUUCGGAUCAUGACUGAUCUCGGCGAUUCUCCGCCGCCGCCCAACAGGCGACAGGCAGUCAAGGAGCAUCUACGACAGUCGUUCCAUGCCGAAUUCGUCGAUCAUGACCUAUUGGCCCUACCGCGCGUUCCCGUUCAGCCACCUGUGUUCACGCCCACCACCGCCAACAUACUUGAGUUCGAAGAAUACAUUGCCCUCGUAUUGGCUUACCAGAGCCGCUUCCAUGCAGAAACAAUUCGGGCCGCUAAGUCUCGCCUCCCGGUGUGGACGUCGGCGCAUCAGCAACUUAUACGAACGAGGGCCGUUUUAGAGAAAAUGGCCAAUAUGGCAACCAUGGGUUUGGAGGCUGCGCGGUCCUACGCGCGGCAGAAGGAAGAGGACUGCAAGUGGUCUCAAACCCUCGAGGGUGUAGAUCAGGAGACACUGCGAAAGGUUGCGCUAGCUGAGGAAGCGCUAGAGCGCGCGCAGUCACGCUCCAGUAAGCUACAGGUGUACGUGGAGACAUGGGAGUUCCUGGUCGAUAUCACCGAGGAGGCUCGUCGAACCUUGGAGGAGCGUUUGAAAAUCGCACAAUCUUGA